AUGAAACGUGACCGUUUUUUAUCUAUUCUUAAGUUUUUACAUUUUGCGGACAAUACCACAGUUAGAACUGAAGAUCGGUUGUACAAAAUUCGAAACAUUAUUGAAACAAUUGUAGAUAGCUUCAAGAGUUCUAUUAGACCUGGCAAAAAUAUCGUUAUCGAUGAAAGUAUGGUUCCAUGGAGAGGACGUCUACGUUUUCGUCAAUAUAUUCCAGGCAAGCGACAUAAGUACGGCGUAAAAUUAUACAAAUUGUGUUUACCUGAUGGCUAUACUUAUAAUAUAGAAAUUCACGCCGGGAAAAAUAACACAAUCACUGAAAAAUCACAUUCUCAUGAUGUAGUUAUAAGAUUACUAAAUGGUUUAUUAUUUGAGGGCCGCAUUUUAUUUACUGAUGGUUAUUAUACGAGUGUUCCUUUGGGUGAAGAACUAUUACAAAAUAAUACAUUUAUUUGUGGUACUGUAAAAAUAAACAAAAAAUUUCUACCACCGCAGGCAAAACAAAAACAAAAACGUGGUGAAUUGAUGCAUUUCGAAAAUCGUAGCGGUGUAAAAUUUCUGAAAUGGACUGACAAAAGACCAGUUUGCAUGUUGACUACCUCAAAGAAUCACCGGUGUAAAUUUGUGGCAGGAACAAAUGGCAAAGUAAAACCCGAUGCUGUGUUUGAUUAUAAUAUUGCAAAAAAAGGUGUUGAUUUAUCAGAUCAACUAUCGGGUUAUUACAGUUGUUUGAGAAAAACCAUUAAAUGGUACAGAAAAGUUAUAAUACAAUUAAUAUGCGGAACCUCCCUCGUGAAUGCGUGGGAAGUUAUUAUCGAUCACCUUAUGGCUGAAGAAGAAAUAUACUGUCCUAUACCGUCACAUAAACAUGUUCUUCAAUCAUAUGAGGGAUCUGCAAGAGAGUCACGUAAACGCUGCAAGGAAUGCUAUAAAAAAUUGUCCGAGAAAAAGGGCAGAGAUUAUGCCACUAACAAAACUACAAGAGUUAAGACUUAUUGUGGCCAGUGCAAGGGCCAGCCAGCAUUAUGCGCUCUAAUAGAUGCUACGCUUCAUCUGGCGGCGCGCCAUUAUUUCCUGUGCAUUCCUUCAUAG
Apis florea (little honeybee) is the source of this 1089-nucleotide messenger RNA. Its product is annotated as piggyBac transposable element-derived protein 4-like. The record is from RefSeq and is a predicted model, not a curated record. Lineage: Eukaryota; Metazoa; Arthropoda; Insecta; Hymenoptera; Apidae.